Drosophila serrata is the source of this 890-nucleotide messenger RNA. RefSeq lists its product as uncharacterized. Gene Ontology annotation, biological process: protein ubiquitination; interstrand cross-link repair. Gene Ontology annotation, cellular component: nucleus. NCBI's taxonomy places the organism in Eukaryota, Metazoa, Arthropoda, Insecta, Diptera, Drosophilidae. The record is from RefSeq and is a predicted model, not a curated record. Gene Ontology annotation, molecular function: ubiquitin-protein transferase activity.
UACUGCGUUUUGGAUUAUUGGAACGUAUAGACUAAAGUUUGCAUGUCUUGUAAAAAGGGAGAAAACGUGUUUUAAAAAAGUAUAUCUACAAUGUCCCAGAGACCAUCGACGUCGAAGCAGAAAUGCUCGCCCCCAGGCGAAGCUUCGCUAUCGCUGCAGAUGAAGCAGAAUGCUCAGAAAAUGAACGAUUUGGUGGAGGAGCUACAACAGGAGAACUCUGUGCGGAACCGGCUGCCGGAGCACCCCAACGCCCAGAUGGAGCAGUUUAACCGGGAGCGCGAGGGCAUUCUUCUGCAGCUGCAACAGGAAAUGUCGAACUAUGUGACUAUCCAGGAGAAGUUUCAGGAGCAGGAGCAGUCUAUGCAGUUAAUAAUCCAAGAACUGGAGUGCGAGCGCCUGGCCUUGCUAGACGAGCUAGCGGUUAACGAAGUCAUGAGCGCGGACAGCAUUGACGACAUGAGCGACGAGCUGAAUGAGCUAAAUAACAAGCUGAAUGGGAUCUCUGAAGAAACCACAUGCAGCAUCUGCUUGUCCCCGUGGCAGGCUGAAGGCGGACAUCGCGUGGUGUCCCUGCGUUGCGGCCAUCUCUUUGGGAGCAGUUGCAUCCGCAGGGCUCUGCGUCAUUCGCGUCAGUGCCCGAUCUGUAUGAAACGGUGUCAUCCUGCUGACGUGCGAAAGAUCCACGGCUGCUCUGCUUUGACAAAUUGAAAAUUCACUCCGACAAUUUAAAUUAUGAAUCUGAAUUGCAUUUCGGUUGUCGUACGGUUAUUUUUUAUUUUUUAACCUACGAAUGAAAUAGAAUUUCAUAACUGGCAACCAAAACUCUAAUUUUUAAAGUUACACAUUCUUUGUAGCCAAACUUUUUGAAUACAAUGAGGCGUGUAACCGAA